AUGCCUGUUGCAGCCGUCGGCCUGCUGGUCGUGCUUUCCGUCGAGAGCUUCAAGGCUUCCUCGCGCUUCUUCAACAAACGCAGAUCAAAAAAGCACGGCUUCGCCUCUCUGCGCACAGAUUCGCUGGGCCGACCCAUCUCUGAGGACGGCAAACUUCUCUCCAAGAACGAGGCUCGAGCUCUUGCUGCACACAAUAAGGAGAUCCAGCGCAUCCGUACCGCUGAACGCGAAUGGCGUGCUAAAGGCGAGCGCCUCCCGGCUUACGCCGAAACGGACAACGAGGCCAUCAUCGCAUCGCUACGUCGACCUAGCACCGCUCCUGCCUCGGGUCGAAGCUCCACAUCGGCCAUCCGAGAGAUCAGUGAAGCUACGUUGCCGUCCACAAGCGCAACGAACGUUCCACCAACAACAGCCGCGGCAGCCUCAACCUCGAACGAAUCGGCGGCUAGACCAAGAGCGAUGAGCACAGCUUCAGCUCCGCUCCUGAGCACCACACGCAGUCAAAGAGAGACUGGCAACGACGACCUCGCAGUCUCGACGUUCCAAGCUCUGGAUGACGGCGCAUUUGCCAUUCGAAGGCGUACACACACCCUCGUAUUGCCAACAAUAAUUAGCACCAACGAGACGCCCGAGAUCGAGGACAUCUUCCAACACGACGGACAGGAUUGGAGGAGGUCGACGUGGGAAGCUCCUCCUCUCUACGAUCGUUCACAAGCGCUGCUGGUGCCGGCCGCCUCGCAGGCUGCUCAGCCUUGA
This is a messenger RNA of Pseudozyma hubeiensis SY62, 756 nucleotides long. RefSeq lists its product as hypothetical. The record is from RefSeq and is a predicted model, not a curated record. NCBI's taxonomy places the organism in Eukaryota, Fungi, Basidiomycota, Ustilaginomycetes, Ustilaginales, Ustilaginaceae. Bases 1 to 756 code for a protein of 251 amino acids. The transcript has a single exon.